Molecule: messenger RNA, 1293 nt
Organism: Bactrocera neohumeralis
Lineage: Eukaryota; Metazoa; Arthropoda; Insecta; Diptera; Tephritidae
Product: rhythmically expressed gene 2 protein
Exons: 1
Coding region: 382-1146 (254 amino acids)
Source: RefSeq, a predicted model, not a curated record
AAUAAUAAUAAUAAAAUAUUAUUGUAACUAUAAGUUGGGAGAUAUUGUUAUAUUAAGAAAUUAAUAUAAACAAUUACAAAUAUCCGUUUGUUUAAAUAUCGAGAAAAUGCCGAUUUAUGAAAAUUACACCAUCAUUUUUUAUAUUUUUAGGCAACCACUUCAAUACGUAUAAUACGCAUAUAGUAUACGAACAGAGCGUGUACAUACGUUUUACAUCUCUGUUAUCUCAAAACAGCUGUUUACUAUUUUUUAUUCAUUAGAUAACAGUUUAGGUUGUCUAUAAACAAACUAUCUACCGGCUAACAAUAACAACAAACUAUUUACCUCAAUAACAACAAAGGUGCUGACAUACAAAAAUAUUUCAAUUCGAGGCUUAUCAGAAUGAAUCGUAAUGUUCAAUUUGUUAAGAACUUGAAUCGUUUUCGCCUAGUAACAUUUGACAUCACUGAUACAUUAUUGAGGUUUCGCAAACCUCCAGGUGUGCAAUAUGCGAAGACUGCGGCAUCGAUGGGCGUUAAAAACCUUGAUCCAAACCAAUUACAAAAUUUAUUUCGUGAAGAAUUUAAAAACAUGACAAAAAGAUAUCCCAUUUACGGUCGAAAUUCGAAAGAAAUAACUUGGCAGAACUGGUGGAUGCUGCUGGUGAACAACAUCUUUAAGCGUGUAGACGGCAAAUUAUCGCAAACACAAAUACGCAGUAUUAGCGAACGCCUUUUCGAACAGUAUCGCAGUAAUGAGUGCUAUGUGCAUAUUGAGGGCAAUGUAGAGUUAUUAAAAAUGAUACGUGAUGUUACUAAAUAUGUUGGUGUCAUCUCUAAUAGUGAUCCCGGCUUGGAACGUGUGCUCUCAAGUAUGAAUAUAAGGCAUGAAUUUGACUUCGUGUACACCUCAUAUGAUUUGGGUGUUGAGAAACCGCAUUGUGGUGCAUUUCUGAAACCUUUAGAGAAGUAUAAUGUGCAUGCUUCUGAAGCACUGCAUAUUGGAAAUCUUUAUGAAAAGGAUUAUAUAGGUGCCCGCAAUGCUGGCUGGAGCAGUUUGCUCAUUACAAAGUCGGCUGAUGAGACUCAAAAGGCUAAACCCACACACGUGUAUUCUAGUUUAAGAGAAAUGCAUAAUGCUUUGCAAACUAUUGAUAUCGAAUGGUAAACAUAACGGACCGCAAAAUACUCGUUUUAAGUUUAAAAUCUUACGAUGGAACUUUGUGAUUAUUCUUAACUCCUUGUUAAACAAAUGACUAAAUAUUUUAUAUUGUGUGUUAUUUUAAGAAAGAUAAUAAAAUUUUAUUGAUACUUA